Molecule: messenger RNA, 2043 nt
Organism: Acanthopagrus latus (yellowfin seabream)
Lineage: Eukaryota; Metazoa; Chordata; Actinopteri; Spariformes; Sparidae
Product: CMRF35-like molecule 3
Exons: 9
Coding region: 745-1914 (389 amino acids)
Cellular component (GO): cell surface; plasma membrane
Molecular function (GO): transmembrane signaling receptor activity
Source: RefSeq, a predicted model, not a curated record
AGCCAGGAAUCAGCAUAUUUUUUUAUGAUAAAUGCAUUAUUAUUUAGUUGGACUGGAACAAGGUUAAGGCAGUCCUGGAUGCUAUGCUGUACGCAAUGAAGGAUAAGGAAGAAUUUAUUGGACUGGAUAAGUUUUACACUCACGCAACCACUUAUCUGAUAGGCUUAGCACCUAAUAUUUCAAACUCAGCGGUUACUUUGUCCUCAUCUUCUAAAAAGUGGUUUGAGUUUUACAUUGCUUUUAUUUGAUUUAUUUGUUUGGGACCAUGUUUCUUAUAAAAUAAUAAUAAUAAUAACAAUAAUAAUAAUAAUAAUAAUAAUAAAUGUACUGAAGAUCCUGAACUAAUCCUCGAAUUCCACACAAAAGAGAAGAACAUUCCAGCGUUUCUGAUGUAAGGGACAAUGUACAGUACUGUAAAAACGAUGCACAAGAGUAAACUCAAAACUUUUUUUUUGUACAAGGUCUCAAAUAUUAGUGCAACAGAAGCUGACAGUGUGACGGUCUUUAUAUGAUAGGUCAAUGUUUAACUAACGUGCAUGUGAAGAAAGUAAAUGAAACUCAAUAACAUGAAAUGAACAGUUGAUAAUGUGGCCAAAUAGGGAAUGCAUUGUUCCAAAGCCAGACAUGACCAGUCAGUUUACUGCCAGACCCAGCAAAGGGUGUUCAAAAUGAGGAAGCCAGCCAGUAUAUAGUACCAGCUGUAGUACAGGGAAGUGCUCAUUUAAUGUCAGCACUGAUGCAGGCAUGACUUUUCUAUAUAUUCCUCACCUAAUACUUGCUGGACUUGUGGGAAUUCACUGUGACAUUAUUACAGUGAGUAAAGUGUCAGUCAAGGCCAGAGGCUCCAUCUCUAUCCCCUGUCUCUAUGAGCCACGCUACAGAGACCGUGUGAAAUACUUGUGUGUAGGAAAGCACUGGCCCUCAUGCAAAAAGGUAGUUAAGACAAACAAGCCACAUGAUUUAGGUAAGUUUUUAAUUUUCGAUGACAAAACACGAAACAUUUUCACAGUGACUGUUAAGGAUCUGACAGAGAUGAACACUGGUUACUGGUGUGCUGUGGAAUUGAAACUGAAAGCUGAUAUCAGAACACGUUUUCAGCUGUCGGUCACCACAGGUGAGCGAGUUCUGUAUGUGGACAGGCAGGAAGUUGAGGCAUUUGAAGACGGAAGUGUUACUGUCAUCUGUCGCUAUAAUGAAGAUCCAAAAGUAACAGGGUGGUGCAGGCUGGGUAACCCCAGCUGUGUGACGGAUCAGACUGGAGCAAUUGAUGGAACAACAGUGACCAUCGAUGCAGGUGUCCCAAAAGUUUUCAAUGUGACCAUGAGUGAGCUGAGGACAGAGAGCAGCGGCUGGUAUUGGUGCACCAAUGGAGACUUUCAGGUCCCAGUGAAAGUAAUUGUUGAUGAGUCAACCUCAACUACUGCAACAGCAUCUACAAUGAUCCCCAGGACAGCAAGUUCACUUCCAGCCACUAUCCAGCAUUCCUCCCUGCUUACCAGUGCAGAGCCACAUACAGCUCAGGCCACAACCUCCACCGUAAAUGGCUCAGGUGAAGAGACUCUGCAAGAUGAACACAGGAGUUCCACUCUAAUGACGAUUCUCAUCCACACCUUCAUCGUACUACUGUUGCUUGUUCCUGCUGCCGUACUGGGAUGGUAUAUGAUAAGACGUGGUAAGACCAAACCUGAGGGCUCUGACAUGACUGUGGUGAGAUAUAGCAAUGACUCUCAAACUGGGGGUGAUCCUGAUGUUUACUACUCAACCAUUGGUCAUAAUCAACAUGUGGCAGCCCAGAAGAAGCAGCACCAGACACCUGAGGACACUGUGAUAUACAGUACCACUGUCAUGAGGGAUAGUGUGCAACAAAUGACUGAACCAGCAGAUGGUAGUGUGAUAUACAGCAACCUACAGUAGCUCCAAAGUAAAAAAAAAAAAAAACUGACUGAACUCAUUCUGAUGUGCAACUUCAUGCACAGUGUCUUUCUGUCAUUCUGAAUAAAUCAAUGUAUCCUGCAGUCUGCACCAGAGAUGUGCUAUCUUGGA